CAAAACACACACUACUCCAUCAAAAAUAAGACUGUAUGAAAAAGACUACUACAUUGGAUGCACCGUAUUAGCACUGUUACAUUAGACGAUAAUUGUUUUCGUGCAGGCAGGACUUUUCUGGUAUGCUGGCCCUGAUUUCAAGGCUGUUGAAUCAACCAAUAUCCUCUACGUAGUGUCCAGUUCUAUGAGCUUGUAUCUAUUGUACCCAGCAGUUUCCUCUUCGUUUCCUUUGUAGCUAGUCUGUGGUUUCCAUCAUUUGUUUUUUCUUGGUUAAACGCAUUGAUGUUUUCUGAGCCCAGACUUCUGGAGCCCUGGCCGCUGCGUCGCACGCCAGAAAUCUCUUAAUCUUAAUCUUAAUCGUCCCACUUGAAAAAAAUGACCACAAAUCGAUGCGACCGCAAAUCGAAGCUCAUCUUAGGUUCCGAUGCUGAGACCUUGUUUCGGCAAGAGUGUUGGGAGCCAAGAUCAUCUCCCUCGGGAAGUGACAGCUUCUCUGCAGCACAUGAAGAAGGGCCAACCUGGCGCACGCUUUUAGAUGAACGGAUUCGAGCAACAUGGAGAACGCAGCCAAGGUACCUCGUUUGGAUGGAGGACAAGUUCGAGCAAGUGCAACAUUGUUGUCAACUGAAAGGAGCGCAGUUUCCUCAAUAUCAAUUACACGGAGAUCUAGGAUUCUCCGGAACGACGACGACGCCGGUGGAAGCAAAAGAGCGGAGCAGAGCGCUGACGUCGUCAUCAUCGUCGUCAACAAGCCAAGAUUUGGAAUGUGCGCAGCAAUAUUUUGAAGGCGUUUUACGGAGUGCAGCAUCUCCGAAUAACCACGUCGGAGCUUGCCUUCUGCACCUUCCUACAUGGUUGAUAGGAACUAGAGAGGAACACGAACAAGAUCGCCAUGUUCUUGGGCCUUCAAGAUCAGCAAGUGAGAAAGCCAACAGUACUGUUACUGGUCUCGGAGACAAGGCAAAAGUGCGAGACUUCAUUGAUAGGAUGCUAGAUUUAUUCUGCGUAGACGAUGUGCAUGAGAACAAUUGUUCCGAAUGGAACCAGCGAGCUGACGGACGUUCUCCGAUAGAGAUCGGAGACCAAUCAGCAUACACCCUAUCAACCGAACGACAGCAUCAGCGUGAAGCCGCCAGGCGGAUUUUUGCGCGUGGGUUCGUCAUCAAGCCGCGCAACGGGCAUGAUAGUCUUGGCGUGUCCGUCUUUGAUCAAAAAAUGCUGUCCAGUCUGACGCAAGGUCGUACGAAACCCUCAGCAUACCGAAAGCGUCUGCUUAACAAGAUUUAUCAAGCGGUAUCAACAGCAUGCAGUCCCCCGAAUCCGAAGUCUUGGCAACGAGAGUGUUGGCAGCUUUCUCAAGUCCCGACAGGGGCAGUGCUACAACCCCUCUACAUUUCGUGUCCGUCUAUUUCCUUGUCGUCUCUAGUAGGCGAUGGAGCUGCAUCUUCAACUUCAUCUACUUCUUCAAGUCGUAGACAGCAUGUUGUAUGGGAGACGACGAAGACCGAUGACGCUGGGGAGAUGAGGACAGCGAGCGCCUUUGAAGAACGUGAACCAGAAAGGCCUGAACCGAACUGUUCGCAAGGUAACGACGAGCCUGCGCCUUCAGUUGCAUCUGCAUCUGCAGGCUCAAAGGCAACAAAGAGGCCAGGCGAAGGAAGCAGUUCAACUACAAGUACAGGCACAUGUUCUAGUUCUGCAUCUUCGAGUAAAGAAGAGCCAAUCGAAGUAAAAGUGCAUACAAUUGGCGGGAAAACGGUAGGCGCUACCCUAAAGGACUGGACCGACGAAAUGUGGGUGGACGAAAGAGGCUGUAUACAUGUUUGGUCCGAUGAGAGUUGGGCCAAAUACGCCAGAACAGGAAGGAAGAGAAGGAUUCUGGAUGUGGCGGAUUUGCGAAAUGCACUUCUAACAAAACCUUCAGGACAACAAGUUCUGUGGUCAGACUCAAACUUACACCAGGCCGAUACUAAAGGCGAUGCGAACAACUCUGGUGAAGGUCCACAAGACCACGUAGAACCUCAACAGCAGCACCAGACGAAUUAUAGUACUCUCGUAAGGCGUGUUCUGUUGCUAGCCAGAGAAUUAUCGAAGCAUUGGUCUUGGAUGUGCCUCGUUUCCGAAAGCAUCAGUCGUGGAGAAACCCUUCUAACAGAGGAAGGUGUUGAGCAGGUUCCCGGUGAAGCAGCUGUAUUUUUCUCAUCCAGGAGGACGAACAACUCACCUAGCUGCAGCAACACCUCGUCUAACAUAGGUCGUGGUCAUGCAUUCUUGUCGAACAAGCGUAGAGCCCUCUGCAAGACUGAUCAAGCUGAUCAGGUCCUCGUAGAGGAAUGUCGUUUGGACUGGCUGUUGGGAGACGCGUACUGGGGCCCUAGACUCGGGGAGAUAACAUAUCAAGGAGCAGCGUUCGCGACCCAUUCCCUACAAUCUCGCUAUAUGGCGCAAAAACUUCUUACUUUCCUCGACAAAUCUUUACUAGUCCCUUUGCUUCGCGACGAGUCAACAUCGUUGACAACCACUCCUCCGAAGAAAGACCGAGAAGCUACAAAUGGUGGUCACACCAUAAACUGUCGUCAAGAGAUGAAGAGUCGGCUGUCUACUUCGCUCAAGACAGCUGGCUGUCAUGAUCUGGAAGAGCAUGAUCUUCUUCCCACCUCUUAGACAAUAUUUCAGGACGAUGAAAGAACUAUCAUGCCUUCUUGUGUUUCUUGCCAUGAAAAAAAAAUUCAGCCUCCUCGCGAUCGAUCGAGACUUGAC
Messenger RNA from Amoebophrya sp. A25, 2760 nucleotides. The record is from the annotation of a GenBank genome assembly. Lineage: Eukaryota; Dinophyceae; Syndiniales; Amoebophryaceae.